Messenger RNA from Penicillium expansum, 2214 nucleotides. RefSeq lists its product as uncharacterized. The record is from RefSeq and is a predicted model, not a curated record. The transcript is spliced from 3 exons. Lineage: Eukaryota; Fungi; Ascomycota; Eurotiomycetes; Eurotiales; Aspergillaceae. The coding region runs from base 1 to 2214 and encodes 737 amino acids.
AUGGAUGGGUGGACGAAGAUUCACUUCUUUCGGGAUGUCUGGCUGCCGGACCCCGAGAAAGCUUUGUCUAGCCAAGAACUGACCCAUGUCCGAAAGUUCCUUCCCCUGAUCCAAGGCCUCGAGAUGCAAUGGAAUAAAGAACUGGAGGAAACGGAUGGCCAGAUCUCCUCACUUGGGUGGGAUAUGAAUGAGGCUUUUGAGCAUCUUCAAAAUAACGAAGCCACAUGGUGGAAGGCCCGAGAUGUCACUCGACCUAGGGAAUUCUUGGUUCGCCCGAGUGGACAGCUGAAUGCUCCGGUUGCCUGCCACCUGUACAAUCCCACGUUUUCCGUUGACGACCCCAGUUGCCAAAAGACUGAAGACCUUUCAAAUCCCUCAAUCGCCCAGCUCAACAAAGCUGGAUUUUCAACAACAAAUAAUUGUUUGCUUUUCGACCAUCUCGCCCGCAGAGAUAUCAGCAGACACUGCAAAGAUGUUUACCCCGAGGAUCUCUUCGACAUCCAUGAACGGUUUAUAUUUGCGCUUCGAGCCGCGAUGAAGGCAAAAGUCGAGAUCUGCUGGGGUGCCAACGUUCGUGAACGAAUGCUUAAGAAGCUUGACCUACAGCCUUUUCGUCUUUGGGGUGACUUUGCCGGUUUAGUUCUAUACCUAGAGCUAACACCCGAUAAGACGUCCUUGAAACGUUUCAUUAUUUUUGUCGCACACCCCCAGCGCUUUAUGUACGUUAAAGGGGAUGGAGAGAAGUCUCAAGACUGGCGACGCCGAUUCGGUUCACCGCAAGAUCAAGCAUUAGCUCUCGCCGCUAGCCUGGGAGGCAUUGGAAUCCCACCAAAAUUCUAUGAGCUAGAUCCUCGAUUGCCUCAGAAUCUAUGUGUGACACGCAAAGUAAGCGCUACAAGAAACCAGUGGAAAGGCCAAGCGGUGGCCCACUUACAGAAAGCUUUCCCAGGAGCCAUUCUUUCGAUAGAAACAUCACAUCGUAUCCGUGCCACGAAGGAAGAGAGCCUGUGUGUCGAAAAUAUAUUGGGACUUUUAGCUCAACUCAAACCAGGUCAAGUGAGCGAAACUGCCAAUAUGACAAGCAACAUAGAUGACACAAUCUUGAGGAAUGCCCGCAUUCAUAAGAUAGCGACUUAUUGGCAUGAUUUAGUGGAGCUCCUAUCUGCAUUCAGUCCUCAUAUUACUACCACCACUCAUCACACAAAGGCUGUCGGUAUACAACAGAGUGUCGGGUAUUUUCUAAGUCAAUUCUCCACAGAGUUCCAACUAUCAGAUUGCUGGGACUGGGGAGAUCUUCCCCAUCCUCUGGUUGAGUUUAUACAGGCACAGGAUGGCUUGAAAUUUAACCGGCGAGAGUUAUCGAGUCGAGCCGAUCUAGAGGUCGCCUUUUAUCUUCUCCGAAAAUGUAAAGGUAGCCCCGAGACUUUGGACAUUCUCACACUCGCAAUUUCGGUGUUAGCCGCUUAUGGUUGGAUGAUUGCUCGCCCAAGAAAGCCUUGCGUCGAUGAUAUGCUCAUCCUCCGCGAAACUCCGAACGAUGUGGUCCCACGAAAAUGUUCACAAUGUGACAAGGAGUGUCUAGACGACCCCUUCGCUUACUGGUCAAAGUUUGACCCCGAUCGUUACGCACUUUGGUAUCAUUUUCGGUCCGGCUGCGGUCGGCCAGAUUGCGGGAUGCAAAACUUGCAAAACACCAACCUCCUACCUCUCAACACACUAACGAGGUACUCCCAUUGUACCCAGAAAGAUUUAGAGGAGAAGUCUCUUGAUCAGUUUGACAGAUGGUUUCUUCUCCGCAGAGAAGAAUUUGGAGCACUCCCGGUCGAGCUCGAAGUAAAGUGCCAGGGCACAGCCUGCCAGGAAACAAAAACGGUCAAAGCACGAUGGACUGGCCAUACGACACCAAGAUUUGUAGUAGCCGUGCACCUCUGUACCAAAUCUAGGCUCAGAACAGAUUGGAUACCAACAGGCUACCCCACCAUCCAUUCCGCAAAUCUCAGCAGGCUGUGGAAGAGAUUUCGUGAAACCCCGGGAUUCGAUAUUACUUGUUAUCCCCGCAGACCCGAUAUCUACUUCAACCUGAGUCUCAGUUUACCUGGUCGGAUCGCCGCGUUGGUUGAGGCCCAAAGGUUAAUUGAGGCUGAUGGAUCAAUUGAGCGGAAGAGGAAGGCCGACGCCAUGGACGAGGAUUACAGUGAGCCUGGGUUUGACUAA